This is a messenger RNA of Physcomitrium patens, 2645 nucleotides long. RefSeq lists its product as uncharacterized. Gene Ontology annotation, molecular function: electron transfer activity; FMN binding. NCBI's taxonomy places the organism in Eukaryota, Viridiplantae, Streptophyta, Bryopsida, Funariales, Funariaceae. The record is from RefSeq and is a predicted model, not a curated record.
UUCGGCUUUCUCAAGAGCCUAUAACUUUCGUCCAGUGUGGCUCCAUCAAAGCUUACUUGUGAAUGUGCAAUGAUAUCUUGUCCAUUUAUCCUUCUUCUGCUUCACCCGUUGCUUUGCUCUCCGCCAAUUGAGCUCCAGUUGGCGAUUCCGGACUCUACUCUGUGCGUUGUCAUACUCGGAAUUGCGUCCAGCAGGGGUUCAUGGGUGGUUAGGUGAUUACAUUGUUUUGUGAGAUUGUCGCAACAGAACAUUGUAGAGUUGGCGAUGGAGACGAUGUUGGUGCAAGGUUGUUGCACGCAGAAGUUUUUGGUUACAGCUCCUGUGGCUCUGCAGCGCAAGGGAUAUUCCGAUGUAGGAGGGGUGUCGAGAUUGCGGAAGCAUCAUAGUCCAUUGACUGGUUUAUCUCUUGUAGUUCGUCCCGUUCAGGCUCAUGAUGCGAAAAGAAGAUAUGGUCAAUCCAGUAUUGUUGCAAGUGCCGUCUCGACGUCAGCCGCUCCUGAAUCAGCUCCCGCCCCUCCUAAACAGGAGGCAGAUGUUAGGGUGCAAAAGAUUACCGAUGAUACGAUUAUUUUACGAUGUUGCAGCUUGGAGCGUUUGAAGUUUGAGAUUGAAUAUGGACUUAAACGUGGUACAACUGAUAAUUCUUACAUCAUUAAGGGUGGAUCCCAAACAGCUCUGAUUGAUGUUCCUGAUCAGUCUUUUACCGAGGGCUUCAUAAGUUCCCUCAAGUCCACGAUCGAUCUCAAAGACAUAAGAUACUUGAUCAUAGGGCAUAUCAGCCCAAAGCGUAUAGUGAGCGCGACAGCUUUGGCGGAGGCCUUGCCCGAAGGCGCAAGGCCAAUUGAAAUUUACUGUUCCAACCCGGCUGCACAACAGUUAAAGGGUGCCCUCUCACCUGAAAUAUUGGAAAAAUCUUAUCGAAUCAAUAUUGUGAAGGGUGACGAAUGCCUUGACCUUGGAGGAGGACACAAGCUGCAGUUCCAUCUGACGCCCACACCAAGGUGGCCUGAUAGCUUGUGUGUUUAUGAUCCUGCUAAUCAACUUCUCUUCACCAACAAGCUCUUCAGUGCGCAUACAUGCCGUGAAAGUGGCUUUGAUGUUGAAGGAUGGGAGGAAUACGUGGAAGACUGGCGGUUUUUCUUCGAGUGCAUGCUCUCGCCUGUUCCAAAGCAGGCUCGAGCUGCUCUUGAGAAGCUUCCAAUCGUGGCACAGUUUUCAGUUCCCAGCUACAGUGGGAGACAAGGUCUUGGUGUUUUGAAGGCUGACCUGCAAUACGUGAUAUCUAGUGUGUUAUCUGCUCUUAAACUACCCAUCGGCACAACAGCGCUUUUGUCAUCAGGAAGUGCUCAAGGGAAGGAUUUGGUUUGUGCGGCGUUGUGCCCUCUCCAUGGGCCAGUAGUGCGGUCCUCGCUUACUGAACUUGUUCGUGAAUAUAGGGUGUGGACUGAGAAGAAGCUAAAAGAGGUGGAAGAGGCCACUAUUGCUGUUAUCUAUGCUUCUGCAUAUGGAAAUACGGCUGCUCUUGCUCAGGCUAUCAGCCGUGGUAUAACCAAAGUCGGAGUUGGAAUCGAGAGUGUGAAUGCGGAGAUCUGCACUGGUGAGGAGCUUGCAUCCAUAAUCAAGUCAUGCAGUGGCUUUGUAAUCGGCAGUCCUACACUUGGUGGUCACAUGCCUACUCCUGUAAAGGACGCGUUGGGCGUAAUCCUCAAAGAUACCGAUGCAAGAUCCAAGCCUUGUGGCGUGUUUGGCUCUUUCGGGUGGAGUGGCGAAGCAAUUGAUGAAAUUGAGCAAUUCCUCAAAGAUGGCGGUUUUCAAUUUGCCUUUCCUGCAAUCCGGUGCAAGUUCAAACCAACCGAGGCAACGCUACAGACUUGUGAGGAGAGUGGCACAGAUCUGGCGCAAAGUGUCAAGAAGACCAUCCUGAAGCAGAAGCGAGCUACUGGUGGCCCUCAGUAUGUAGUUGCGUCCAAUGUCGAACAGGCAGUGGGUAGAGUCGUUGGCUCCCUUUGUGUGCUUACUGCAAAGGUUGGAGAUGCAGAGAGCGCUAUGCUGGCCUCCUGGGUAAGCCAGGCCAGCUUCGUCCCACCUGGGAUCACCAUUGCUGUUGCCAAGGACCGCGCUGUUGAGGGUUUAAUACUUACAGGUAGCAAGUUUGCUAUCAGUGUACUAGGACAAGGAAAGAGUGGGCCCGUAAGCAAGCAGCUGUUGAAACCGUUCAAACCUGGCGAAAACCGUCUGGAUGGAUUGACAACUAAACAGGCCGAAAGUGGCUUGUACUAUCUCUCUGAUGCGAUUGCAUGGUUAGAGUGUACGGUGAAAAGCCGUAUUGAGACCGGAGACCAUUGGGUACUCUAUGCCACUGUUGAUUCCGGCAAACUCGAGGAUGCGCAAACGUUGACUGCUGUCCAUCAGCGCAAGACGGGUGCUCGUUACUGAAUCCAGGCACCCUGUAAUGGCCCUGUAAAGCUUAUGUAAUAUGUUCCAUCACUUUUUCAUACAAUCAGUGUAUCUUUUGUGCCGUUAGUUAUGUAAACAUGAAGCAAAUCUUUUCCUGAGGCUUCGAUGUAGAGUGUGAAUCUCUGCAACAUUUCAUGCUUUUACAUACAAGUAUUUUCACGUAUUGUGAUGAUGGACACUGAUACUUA